This is a messenger RNA of Cyphomyrmex costatus, 2298 nucleotides long. RefSeq lists its product as uncharacterized. Gene Ontology annotation, molecular function: nucleic acid binding; zinc ion binding. The transcript is spliced from 2 exons. The record is from RefSeq and is a predicted model, not a curated record. Bases 1 to 2298 code for a protein of 765 amino acids. NCBI's taxonomy places the organism in Eukaryota, Metazoa, Arthropoda, Insecta, Hymenoptera, Formicidae.
AUGCGGAAUCAUCUGCAGCCGCAACCAAGUACGAUAUCACAGCGCUACAAAUUUAAGGAAUGUAAGCAGCUAACAGGCGAGGACAUUAAGACGUAUCUCGCAAAGCUUAAAAAGCUUUCCACGCAUUGUCACUUUGGAGAGCAGCUGGAAAAUUGCAUCCGGGACCUGUUCGUAUGGGGUCUGGCCAGUGAGAGGAUCAAGAAGAGACUUCUGGCUGAACAACAGUUGACGUAUACCAGAGCGGUGGAAAUCAGCACUAGUAUGGAGAUGGCUGAACGAGAGGCAGCAGACAUGGCUAAUCCAGUGAACAGCACGGACAACGCACUCAAAGUUAUCAAUAAGCAGAAAAAGGUUUUGCAGGCGGUAAUAUGUUUUUGUUGUGGGAAAAAGGGUCACAUGGCAAAAGAGUGUCGUUUUAAAGGUUAUUCAUGUAAUUCGUGCGGAAAAAAAGGACAUUUAGAGUCAGUUUGUAAGGUUAAGGCUUCAAACAAAGGCGUGAAGGGUAAAUCACAAAAACAAAGUCGCGCGAAUGGUAAUGUUAAGAUUAAAAGUGUGAAUCCGAAUAAGGUUAAAGAAUCGGAAGACUGUAAUGAUAGUCUAAAUAAUUUAUAUUGUAAUAAGGGUAUUAACGUGAAUAAUGUGAUUGGUUGUAUCGAACCAUUGAAAGUUAACCUGGAGGUUGGAAAUAAGUCAUUGGGCGCGUUCAGCGGACUCAACAAUACAGGAUCACCAAUUUCGGCAAUUUCGAAGAAAGAUUUCGAUAGGCUUAAACCGUUUGAGAAUGCGGAAGUGUUGAAAAGUUCGCGCACUUUUAAGGCGUAUACGGGUAAUCCAAUAGUUCCUCUGGGUAUAUUGAAGGUUAAGGUAACUUUUCAAAAUAGAAGCAAAGUUCUUGAAUUGUUUGUCUUAUCAGGUAAAAGCGCACCUAUUGUUGGUCGUAAUUGGCUUAAGGCCUUAGAUAUUAUUCAAUUUGAUUUGGCAUCUGAAAGGUUGUCAGUUAGGACAGUGAAUGAAAAACAAAAUGAUAUUUGCAAAAGGUUUGAGUCACUUUUUUCUAAUCAAAUUGGUCGUUAUACGAAAAAGAAAUUUAAAUUGCAUCUCAAAGGAGGGGUCAGUCCGGUAUUUUGUAAACCAAGACCAGUACCUUUCGCGUUAAGGGCGAAAGUUGAAGAUGAAAUUGAUCGUUUAGUUAAAGAGGGUAUUUUAGAAGCGGUGGAAUAUAGUGAUUGGGCAACACCGAUAGUACCAGUAUCAAAAGUUAACGGUCAGAUACGCUUAUGCGGAGAUUAUAAGGUUACGUUAAAUCCUCACUUAUUAGUGGAUAAACAUCCUAUUCCGAGGGUAUCAGAUUUGCUUACAAAGCUAAGUGGAGGUACGGUAUUUACCAAGUUAGAUUUAGCUCAGGCUUAUCAACAAGUAGUGUUGGAUGAGGAAUCAAAGUUUCUUGUCACAAUAGCAACUCAUAAGGGGUUAUUCAAAAGUAAUCGUUUAAGUUAUGGCGUAGCGUCAGCAUCAGGGUUAUUCCAGCGUGAAAUGGAUAAGAUUUUUCAGGAUUUGGAUAUGGUAGCUAUUUUCUUUGACGAUUUAGUAGUUACAGGAGCUACUCGUGAAGAGCACGAUAGAAAUUUAACGUGUGUCUUGAAAAGGUUACAAAAUUGUGGUUUAACGCUAAGUAAAGACAAGUGUGCGUUUGCACAAAGUAAUAUAGAAUUUUUAGGAUUCGAGUUAAAUGCACAGGGCAUACAGGCGUCGAGUAAAAAGGUUGACGCAAUAGUGAAUAUGAAAAAACCGGAUAAUUUGUCAGAACUUAAGUCAUUUCUGGGUAUGAUUAAUUACUACUCGAAGUUCAUUAAGGAUUAUUCUGAUUUGUUGAGCCCAUUGUAUAAACUUCUUAGGAAAGAUAAGAAAUGGUGUUGGGCAAAGGAACAAGAGUUAGCUUUUAAAAAGGCAAAAGAGCGUUUAGCAUCUAGGGAAAUAUUGAUACAUUAUAGUUCAGAUUAUCCUUUGAAAAUUACGUGCGAUGCGUCUCCUGUUGGUUUGGGGGCGGUGGUGUCGCAUAUUCUUCCAGAUGGAUCGGAUAGGCCGAUAGCUUAUGCAUCAAAGGUUUUGUCAGUAGCUCAAAGAAAUUAUUCGCAAUUGGACAGAGAAGCAUUAGCUCUUGUCUUCGAAGUGAAAGCAUUUCAUCAGUAUGUCUACGGUCGUAAUUUUAUUUUAGAGACAGAUCAUAAACCUCUUACGUAUAUUUUUGGCCCGAAGAAAGGAAUUCCACAGAUGGCGGCUAGUCGAGUUCAAAGAUAG